AUGCCUGCAUCCCUCAGCAGAUCGAGUUUGGGUCCAGUGGCAGAUUCAGUCAACUCGGAGACCUUCUGGUACUGCGUAACCCAGACGACAUGGCCUGACGCUAUUGACAUUUUAACCAUCAUUCUGGAGAUAUCGGGCCUCCUUUUGAAUAUCCUUGCUGCCAUUCUCCUCCUUCGUGUCACUGAAGGUAACAAAGUGAGCAUUGUCCUUCUUCGGACCAUCUUCUUCAACAACAUCAUCGAUGUAGUAAUCAAGUUGUUGGGUGAUGUCACCCCGUCACGCGUUGAAUUUAGCAUUGUGGAGAUAAAUUACGCCAUUUGUAUGAUCUGGGAUUCACGAUUCCUCUACUGGCUCUUCAAUAAAUUUUCCAUUGAAGCCUUCGUCUUCUUCGCUGUUGAUAGAGCUCUCACUCUAGACGGUUCUCAGUCCCUUCGGUUUGUACCCGUGGAGUCGCGUCUCACACUCUAUCAAUCCUGUAUCUACAUCUACGGCCUCCUUAUCACCGUUCCCCAAUUCUUCUCCGUCAAUCUAGAAGAAGGUGGAUGCUCAUGUGCUCCCACUACGGUAAAUAUACCCUUCCUAGCCGCCAUUUACGCGCAUGUCUUUAUUCGAUUUGCUCUCCUCGUUGUUUUGAAUGGUGUAAUCGUACUGUACUGCGCCGCUCGAGUGAUUCACUGGGUCAAACAGACACCUGUCAAGCAUCAAGUUGAUGAACUCAACUUCCUUUACUUUAAAAAUCCCUCAGAGGCGGAAUUGAAGCGCCUAGAGGCUUUGCACAGUUGGAGAACUCCCUCUAUGUCCAUCCUCCCGCUUGGUAUAUGCUUCAUUAUUACUUUCGGUUUUGACGCGGGCUAUCAAUUUCUCAGUGGCACUGGAUUGACAACCUAUGUGAUUGGUGGAGCUGUGCAGAGGAUGGGAACUUUCAUGCUCCUCGUGUUCACCAAUUUUUUGCCCUUGAUGUUGAUGUUCGUUCUACCGGUUCUACGUUUCUGGGUGGAGGAUACAUUUGAAGCGUUGGAAUCCCGGUUUGACCUGAGCAACCCUCUGCAAUUGCAGAUGACCCUUACCCCUCAAUGUGGGAUAGGGUUGCCUAGUUGCCUAGUCAUUAAUCUGGGUUCCGUUCAGCACCUAGGGGUGGCCCAAGUGGCAUCAGCUCUUCCCAUAUUCCCCGUCUCUUCAAGCCACUACCAUUGCAGUCAGAAGGCUGGUAAGAAUGCCGAACACCGACGCCACCCUAACCCUUCCUCCGAUUCCAUUGACAAGGCAUCGGAGAUGCUGGAGGGUGAUAUCUUAGAGACGAGAAAUCGUCUUGAAGUACCGCCGUCGAUGAAUUUGGAGAUCUUCUUACUGCGAUAA
Echinococcus granulosus is the source of this 1356-nucleotide messenger RNA. RefSeq lists its product as hypothetical. Bases 1 to 1356 code for a protein of 451 amino acids. The transcript has 3 exons. NCBI's taxonomy places the organism in Eukaryota, Metazoa, Platyhelminthes, Cestoda, Cyclophyllidea, Taeniidae. The record is from RefSeq and is a predicted model, not a curated record.